GGAGCCGGAGCCCGAGCAGGAACAGGAGCAGGAGGCGGCGGCGGCAGGGCCGGGGCAGCGGCCGGAGCGAGAGCCCCAUGCCCCGGGCGGGCUGAGGGAUCCGGAACCCAGAGUGGAGCCUCGGAGCCCGGACAGGUCCCGCUAGAGCGACAUGAUGGUGGAAUCCGCCUCGGAGACAAUCAGGUCGGCCCCGUCCGGUCAGAACGGAGUCAGCAGCCUCUCCAGCCAGAGCGAUGGUGGCAGUGGUGGCGCUGGAGCCGCAGGAACUGUCACAGGAGCUGGAGGAGGAGGAGGAGGAGGAGGAGGAGGAGGAGCAGGAACAGGGAGGGAUGGAGGAGCCGGCGGGGAGAGCAACGGCGAGAUGAGCCCUGUGGAGCUCUUGCACUUUCAGCAGCAACAGGCUCUCCAAGUAGCCCGGCAGUUCCUGCUACAGCAAGCCUCAGGCCUGAGUUCUCCUGGGAACAAUGACAACAAGCAGUCGGCAGUACAGGUGCCAGUGUCUGUGGCCAUGAUGUCCCCUCAGAUGAUCACCCCCCAGCAGAUGCAGCAGAUCUUGUCACCUCCUCAGCUCCAGGCCCUGCUACAGCAGCAACAGGCCAUCAUGCUUCAACAGUUACAGGAAUAUUACAAGAAACAACAAGAGCAGCUUCAUUUACAGCUCCUGACCCAGCAGCAAGCUGGGAAACAGCAACCCAAAGAGGCACUUGGGAACAAGCAGCUGGCCUUCCAGCAACAGCUCCUCCAGAUGCAGCAACUACAACAGCAGCACCUGCUGAACCUGCAGAGACAGGGUCUGGUCAGUCUGCAGCCCAGCCAGGCAACAGGACCCCUCCAAACUCUCCCACAAGCCGUGUGCCCAUCUGACCUGCCCCAGCUGUGGAAGGGAGAUGGGGCGGCUGCCCAGCCGGCUGAAGACAGCGUGAAGCAGGAGGGGCUGGACCUCACCACAGCAGCAGCCACCGCUACCUCGUUUGCUCCCCCUAAGGUCUCACCCCCCCUCUCCCACCACACCCUACCCAAUGGGCAACCCACUGUGCUCACACCUCGACGAGACAGCUCCUCACAUGAGGACACCCCUGGCUCCCAUCCCCUCUAUGGUCAUGGGGAGUGCAAGUGGCCAGGCUGUGAGACCCUUUGUGAAGACCUGGGGCAGUUUGUCAAACACCUCAACACAGAACAUGCACUUGAUGACCGAAGCACAGCCCAGUGCCGGGUCCAGAUGCAGGUUGUCCAACAGUUGGAGAUACAGCUAGCCAAGGAGAGUGAGCGACUUCAGGCGAUGAUGGCCCAUUUACACAUGCGGCCUUCGGAACCCAAGCCCUUUAGCCAGCCGCUGAACCUCGUGUCAGGCUCCUCACUCUCCAAGGUGACUGUCUCAGCAGCUGAUUCAUUCCCGGAUGGCCUCGCCCACCCCCCCACCUCAGCUGCCGCCCCCGUUACUCCCUUACGCCCCCCUGGCCUCAGCUCUGCUACUCUGCACAGUGGGGGCCCUGCCCGCAGGAGGAGUAGUGACAAGUUCUGCACCCCCAUCUCCUCUGAGCUAGCCCAGAAUCAUGAGUUCUACAAGAACGCAGAUGUCCGACCUCCCUUUACCUAUGCGUCCCUCAUCCGACAGGCCAUCCUGGAGACCCCUGACAGGCAGCUUACUCUGAAUGAAAUCUACAACUGGUUCACCAGGAUGUUCGCCUAUUUCCGGAGGAAUACGGCCACCUGGAAGAAUGCUGUCCGACACAACCUGAGCCUACACAAGUGCUUUGUACGAGUGGAGAACGUCAAGGGCGCCGUGUGGACGGUGGAUGAACACGAGUACCAAAAGCGGAGACCGCCAAAGAUGACAGGGAGUCCAACUCUGGUGAAGAACAUGAUUUCGGGCCUCAGUUAUGGAGCACUUAAUGCCAGCUAUCAGCCUCCAGUUCUUUCCAAUUCUUGUGUAUGGAGCUGGGGGAGGGGGACAGGAGGGAAGAUUGGCCCCGAUUGCCUCUCCCCUCCAGUACAGGCUGCCCUGGCCGAGAGCAGCUUCCCCCUCCUCAACAGCCCGGGCAUGCUCAACCCCGGCUCCACCAGCAGCCUCCUGCACCUCGGACAUGAGGAUGUGAGCAGUACGGUGGAGCCCCUCACCAGCAAUGGCAGCAUCAGCCCCCCACGCCUCUCCCCACCCCAGUACAGUCACCAGGUGCAGGUGAAGGAAGAACCAGCUGAAGCAGAGGAGGACAGUCGGCCUGGGCCCACCCUGGGCCCCACCAACCCCAGCACUGGGGCUCCCACAGAAGACAGGGACCCUGAAGAGGAUCUGCCUGGGGAGGAACUGUCGUAAGGGUCUCUGGGGGAGGGGCAGGCAGGGAAGGAAGGGGGUGAACAUUCCCCACUUCCCGCCCUCAGGAGACCCCUCCUCAGGCUCUCACCUUCCCCUCCCCUCUACAGCCUCCCGGCACUUCCAGGACAGCAGAUUGGGCUGACUCUGACAGACUCUCCCUUCCCCCUCCACUGACCUUUGCUUCUCACCCCAAGACCAGUGGCCGGUGGUCUAGAACUGGUGGGAGAGCCAGGAGAGUGUGGGCCCCCAAUACCUGACUUCAGUCUGUGUCCAAGCACCUCCUUCCCUCGCCCCCCUCCCCCCAACCUCUGCCCCUCAGCCCAUCUCUUACCACCACCCCGUGACCACCAGCAGCAGGACUCCCCCCCCCACCUUUGCUUUCUGCCCCCCAUCAACACUGAGACCCGCAGGCGGGGCUGACAGACCCCCAUUCCCACCAAGGCAGCGUUUGUCCCCUUCUUCCCCCGCCCCGACCUUGACCUUGCACCCUCUUCUCUGAGAAGCCCGGGGCAAGGCAACCUUGUCAAAGAAUCUAGAGCUGGAAAGGGCCAGAGAGAUGAUCAGUUUCACCCCCUCACUUGGCAUAUCAGGAAACUGAGGCCCAAGAAAAGGAAAGUGACUUCCUUAAAGCCACACAGACAGUAAGCGGCAGAGUCAGGAUUUGAACCCAGGUCUUCUGAUUCCAAGUUUGGUCCACUUUCUGCUCCCCUGUACUAUACAAGGCUCCCUUCUUCCAUACUGUGAAUGAUCAACACCGGCCACCAACCUCAUGGGAAAUGGGGAGCUUAGAGCAUCUCAGACUCCACCCCACCCCAGGACAAACCAGUUCUCCCUCUCCUGUGUACCCAGCCGCCUCAGGGUUGUGCACGGGUGAGACCAGCUGGGGCUCUGGGAUUGAAAGCAGCUUCAAGAAGGGGAUGAUCCAUGAAAAUGGAAGACCCCUGCAUGAGGACUGGACCUCCCCAGGGGAGGUGGCAUGCUGCCUCCCUCACACCUUCCCCUGUGUCAUUGCUAUAACUAUUGAGAUCUGACUCCUGCCAUCUCAAGCCAUCUCCACCAUGUCCCCCAUGUAGCCUGCCUUGUAUGAAGAGUGGGCAAUAUGGAGGGUCUGGAAGGAGAGAUACAGGGGCAGAGGGGGGUUCGAGGAUAGAUUACUUGCCCUCGGGGAGAAGGGGGAAGAGGGAAAAUGUCCCUAAGACUUUGGUAUUCAGCCAUGGAACUGAAGGGGUUGGUCUCCACUUGUGGAGAGGAAAAAUCCCAUGGCCUCCACUAGGUGUCCCCAUGGAGCUCAGUGCUGCCGCUGGCUGGCUGGCUGGCUGGCUGGCUGGCUGGCUGAGGGAGGGAGUGUGCCCCUUGGCCUCCAGCCGCAUCAGAAGAGGCUCCCACGUGGGACCAGGGGCCGAAGAGGGCGGGGGAGCAGGCCAGCGACCAAGGCCAGAGGACUGGGCCUCCUCUCCCAAAGGCCUCCCUCCUGCCCCUCCCGCCCCCUGCCCCUCUCCAUUUUACAGUCCCCCUCAAUUCCCUCUCCUCUUCUUUCCCCAGUGAAACGGAUGACCAAAGACCUUUCUUAUGCCAGAAGCAGAAACCAAAACUUUUUGUUUGCUUUUUUUCCUUUGUCACCCCCUUCCUCCAUUCCUGAUCUGACCUUACACCCUCACCCCCAUGGCUCCCUCACCCCCCAGGCUAGAAGCUGGAGGGAGGGGGAGGUCCCCUCCACUUAACUUAUUGUUUUAAACCAAAGUUGACAGUGUCUGUUGGUGGCCAUGGCUUUCUUCCACACCCCCGUCUUCAGCUGCCCACAGAAGGGACCUGGGGACAGGCUUCCCUGCACACCUCACUUCUACUCUUGUUCCCUCCUCAUUGCUCUGCCCCUCAGCUGUUCUUCCCCUUCCCCUCUCACUGGGGGCUUGGGAUCUGAGGGCUCAAAUGGGAUGAGCUCCCUUAGGCCUCUGGGGCAACAAUAGCUAUCUCCAAGGGCCUCUAGAGGGAAGGAUCAGUUAUGGGUGUUGUUCCUGCUUUCCCUCCUAGCCCAACUCCCCCGCCUCCAGUCAAUAUUGUGUCCCAGCCAGCCAGCCAUUCCCCUUGGUCACCCUCCAGUGCCCACCCCAGGCUGGUCCCUGGUGUGCCCAUCAUCACGCUUCUACCAUUGCUAGGGCUGGAGACACAAAGGUGGAGGGCUGCGUUCUGAGGGUUUGCUGGGGAGAGAGCUGAAACAAGUAAAGGAGAAACCAGCUGUCAUUCCUUCCCCCCACUAUGGGGGACUCCAGCGUCAGGUGAAGGGCAAGACGGCGGGCGGGCUGCUCUGUCUAUCCCUAGACUAGUCCCUCGGAUAGGGACAGGACCAGGAAGGGGUUGGAGGGGAACUUGAUGGACGGUUGUCUAGAAAGUGCCCAGGCAACACACUCAGACUGUGAUCCUCACAAGUCCCCACCAGGACUUGGGUGGCAAAAGGUCCCUGGUGCCUGUUAACCACAAUCCUCGUCCCAGUUUGUUCCUUGCCCUCUGGCAUGUGCAGAAAUAUUAAAUGCCCUCUGCUCUUAGGCCCUCAGUGUGUGUCACCUAGUGGGGGAGUGGGCUGAUGGGAUUAAGUCAGAAGGACCUGAGCCUGGAACACAAAGCAUGGGAGUGGACAUUUCUGUAGGAGUGGAUGAGUGUGUAUGUGUUUAUGUGUGUGUGUGUGUGAGUCUACCUGACCAUACUCAGCCGUGUGUGAAUGAGCAGGAAUGUCAGCGUGCACCCCAUGGGUUCCCAAAACCAAUAAGUAUGUCCAGACACCUUCUGUGUGUCAGAUUCAAAGCAUUACUCAUUCACAAUAGAACAAAGCGAUGUAGUGGUUGGGAAGGGAGGCAUCAGGACUGGAUGGCCAGGUCAGUUUCCCACUUGAGUUUCUUUUUCUUUUACCUUCCUCCCAAGCUGGGUCUGGGAAUAGCUUCCCCAUAAAGUGGCCUGUUAGCUUGGAAAAUAACAGUGUUUCUGAUAGCCUUAGGUUCUGCUCAGGCUACCGUUUUCCCCAUCUCUGAAUCUGGUCCGGCUCCUCGUUGCCACAUCUAUCUGCUGCUUUCUCAACUUCUUAGUACGUACACACACACACACACACACACACACACACACACACACACACACACACCCUCCCUUCCUUCCCAGGUAGAUGAGGUCUAGUCCCGUGUUGCCUUCUGUCCAAGCUCCAAGCUCCUAUUCCUUCCCCAAAUCUCUCCCUAACCCCUUUGUUUCCUGUACUUUCAAAGCUUCUUUCCCCAAAGUGAAUUCUCCCUCUUUUUCCUGCUUCCUAAAUCAAAUCCCCACCCCUAUACCAUGCCAUCCAGUGGUUUUUUACACAGUUUUGCUGUUUUUCCCAGGCUGAUGUGCCUGGGAGU
Molecule: messenger RNA, 5688 nt
Organism: Dromiciops gliroides (monito del monte)
Lineage: Eukaryota; Metazoa; Chordata; Mammalia; Microbiotheria; Microbiotheriidae
Gene: FOXP4
Product: forkhead box P4
Exons: 18
Coding region: 152-2314 (720 amino acids)
Biological process (GO): regulation of transcription by RNA polymerase II
Cellular component (GO): nucleus
Molecular function (GO): DNA-binding transcription repressor activity, RNA polymerase II-specific; RNA polymerase II cis-regulatory region sequence-specific DNA binding
Source: RefSeq, a predicted model, not a curated record